Micropterus dolomieu (smallmouth bass) is the source of this 2885-nucleotide messenger RNA. It is a transcript of the gene fam3c, whose product is annotated as FAM3 metabolism regulating signaling molecule C. The coding region runs from base 189 to 872 and encodes 227 amino acids. NCBI's taxonomy places the organism in Eukaryota, Metazoa, Chordata, Actinopteri, Centrarchiformes, Centrarchidae. The transcript is spliced from 10 exons. The record is from RefSeq and is a predicted model, not a curated record.
UCUGCCAGCUUGUUCGUCUUUGGUUUCUACGACUGAGUGGAUUCUCUCUUCUUCCGCCGACCAGCUCAGCUGUCAUUACAGGAUCACGUUCAUAUCUGGGAUAGCUUGAGCAAUACCAGAAUUCGUAGCUACCGUGGCUUUUGGGGCAGAUCGUUAGCUGUUGAAAAAGUGGCUGGAGGCUCGCUAAGAUGGUCAGGGCUGGCGGUGUUUUAAAGUUAGCAGCGCUCAUCUUUGCGUUCCUCUUGGCCGUCUUUCUGGCUUUUCAACUGCUAGAGAUCAACAUGGAUUUUAAACUGAGCAGUGUGUUGUCAAGAUCUAUGCCAGUUAAUGAAGGAUCAGUAAAGCCAGUCAAGUACAAGUGUGGGCUGUCCAAGUCAUGUCCACCUGGACACUUCGCCUUCAAGAUAGCGAGUGGGGCAGCCAGUGUGGUGGGGCCCAGAAUGUGUCUGGAGGACAAAUUACUAAUGAGCGGUGUUAAGAACAAUGUGGGGAGAGGAAUCAACAUUGCCCUGGUUAAUGGGAAAACAGGGGACGUUAUCAAGACAAACUUUUUUGAUAUGUGGGCAGGAGAUGUGGCUCCUUUCAUUAAAUUCCUGAAGGAAAUUGAGGAAGGGACAGUUGUGAUGAUGGCUUCAUUCGAUGAUUCCUCAACAAAACUCAAUGAUGAAGCCAGGAAGCUAAUUGCUGAUCUGGGCAGCUCAGCUAUUAAUAGUUUGGGCUUCCGGGAUAACUGGAUCUUUGUAGGAGGGAAAGGCAUCAAGACCAAGAGUCCAUUUGAGCAGCAUGUAAAGAACAGUGCAGACACCAACAAAUUUGAGGGCUGGCCCGAGGUGUUGGAGAUGGAAGGCUGCGUGCCUCAGAGGCAGGACUGAUCCGAGCUCCUGCUGUAAUCGUCGACCACCCCUUUCUAGUCCCGCAUGUCCACCUGGCCAUCCUGAAAUUCCUGAGAAUUAGAAUCAUAAUUUUAUGCUUCUUUUGGCUGAGAGAUCAUUUUACAACUCUCAUCCCCAAACCUUUUAUUAAAUUUUACCUACCACAACAAAGCACCAUCUUGCCAGAAGAUAUUAGUAGGAAUGAGGAACUGGCAUGAACUUUCAGUCAGCCAGAAACUGAAGCUCGGACCUUCUCGCACUCUUCUGUCUGAUUGGAUACUGUAACAUAGAUUCUUAUUUGGGGUUGUAAAUGAAAUUGGUAGGUAGAGUGCACUGGACAUACCUUUGAUCAUUGGCAUACUGUCACAGCUGUAAGGCCCACACGCUUAGUUGUGUUGCGUUAUUGCACUGUUGUGGAUGGAAAAGGAUUUCAUUGCCCAGAAGUGGCUAAAUUGCUAUUACCUGUUCCCUGCCUUAAUAUCAUUAACCUAUUCAUGUUUUAGUUUUUUUUUACUUUUCAUAUGACUUUGUGGUUCCUUUGUUUCUUUCAGAGUUGUUUAUUUUGAGAAACUUAAUUUUAACAGGGCUUUGAAAAGGCUUCUUUCCAUGAUAUUAUAACCAAAUGUACCAAAUUCACUGUGAAAUUUGUAAAUAUUACUUUCAAGUAGGGUUCAGAUCUGAGAAAAUUCUAAUUUAAUAAACAUUGUAAUAAUAUAAUUUCCAGAAAUAAAUGAUAUUGUUAGUAAUAUGUGUGUUUUGUUAAAUCUAGUGAUAAGUAUUUCUUUGUACUAAUGUGUACUACUUUUUAUGGCUCCAUAGAGUAUAGGAGAACUCAUGCUCUGAACAGUUAACAACUGUGGAUCAACUGAACGCCGUUGCGUCCACUGAACAUUCGGUACCAAUAUCAACCUUCAUGUUAAUCAUACCAUGCUGUUGUUUUCAUUUUACAAGCACUUCAAAGAAGCUAUAGGCUGUUAGUGUCUUAACCACAAGUAGGCGUAGUUGUGGUUGACACUGUACUGUGUUAACCUAUCAUCAUGUUAUUUUGACAUACUUGUGUUAAUAUUAUUUUGAGUUUACAGUUUGUAUGGAAUUCAUUUAAAAGCAGCCCUUUCUGUAAGGUAAAGUUUGUGGCUCCAGUGCAGUCACGUUGAAGGUGUUGCAGUUCCUGUUAUUAACAUGUUUUGCUAACACCUUUUACAGGUGGUGGACAACAGUAAUUGAGCCCAAUGCAACACUACAACUUCCAAAAAUAACAUAUAGUUGAGUAAGUGUCUCUGUGAUGCAGUCUGAAAAACUGAAGAUACAAGGCUUUACAAAUGUGUUGUUGUCUGUAUUUGUAUCACAGAAAACCCAGUAAUUGGUCUCAAAAAGACAGGAGGACAAGGGCCAUUCUGAAAACACAAUUUUAUUCUGUUGAGAGUGAAUGUCGUAGAUCCUCCUGUUGUAGCUCACUGUAGUACCUUCAUUGGAGUCUGGCCGUUUGCUUUCCUACACUGAACCCCUCCAACAAGCCUGGAAGUGCAAUACACUGAACCCUGCCUUUGUGGAUUUGGUUCUGAAAAGAACAAAAAUGUGUGAUAUUCCUCGUGUGCUACAUUACGUUUAAGUUCUGGAUAUUCUGCACAAGUGUUUUUUUCUUUUCUUGAACAAACAGAGACUUUCAAGUUGCAGAAUACCACACAAUACAUGUGUAGCCGAUAAAUCUGCAGCAACUGUGGAAUGUUAUCAUGUCAAUAUAGACUAAAGUCUCUGAGGAAUGUUUCCAAUACCUUGUUGAAAGUAUGCCAUAAAGAAUUAAAAAGGGGUCUAACACGGUGCUAGCAAGGUGUACCUAAUUAAGCGGCCAGUGAGUGUAUCUGCUGUUUAAGAACUGCUGUCUUUAAGUUGACAGGCAGAGUGCGCCAUUGCCUCAUUUAAUUCAGGAUGUGUGUCUUGUGGUUUGCAGUAUACCCAGUAUUUGUUGUGUUUGAAGUUGUGCUUUGGUAAUACAUUAAAUUAAAUAUUUGUCAA